GAGGUGGUCACAUGCCAAUUUUAGAUAAUCGCCAUAUUAGAGCUUGUUGUAUCGAGGUCCAGGUCCAGGCUAAUCUACAAUUAAUGCCCAAGCCCUGAAGAUGGCGACCACCAAUAAACAGCACGAUGUUUACUCCGCUGCGUAUGGCGGCUCUGAAAAUGACGUGAACUACCCACACUUUGAGUUUGCACAGAUCAAAAAUCUUUCGGCGACUCCUCACGGGCGGUCAAUCAGCAACUUCAAGCCAGAAGAAUGGCUUUCUAUGAAAGAAAUUCGCACAUGGGCGUCCGGCAAAGCAAAGAAAGCAACCAAAGACAAUGAUCACAACAAGCUCUACAGGGAUAUUGUCGAUCCAUAUGAGAUCCGUGUACUUGAAAUCAAGCCUGGAUGCAAUAAUGAAAAGCUACGCGGUUCUUUGCAUCAUUGCUCAGUCGAGUUUGAGUACAAAGCCGUCACGAACCAGUCUGAAAUUCACAACACAACAAAAACAACACACGCGCUUUCUAUGGAAAAUCUAACAACACCAAUUUGGUAUACAGCCCUGAGCUAUACUUGGGGCUCAUCCAAUAUGGAUGGGAGUAUUGAAUGCGAUGGACACGAACAAUCGAUCACGACUUCUCUUGAGAUAGCACUGCGAAACAUGCGGAAGAAAGAUCAUUCUAUCGUGAUGUGGAUCGACCAGAUUUGCAUCAAUCAAGAAGAUAACAAAGAAAAAGAAAUGCAAAUUCCGCUGAUGGGAAGAAUUUAUAAGCACGCAUUUAACACGGUAAUCUGGCUAGGGCGAUGGGAGUCUAGUUCCGACUCUGCAGUACAGCUUCUCAAAAACAUUAACGUCACAUUGCAAUUUAUCCAAGUAAAUAUUGAUUUCAAAAAUUUCGAGAGAAUGCAAUUACCAAGAUCCGACUCGGAGACCUGGCAUGCUCUCUGGAGAUUUCUCUCCCACCCAUGGUUUACGCGGCUCUGGAUUAUCCAAGAGGUCAUGCUUUCUAGCAACCCAUGGAUCAUGUGUGGUGACAACCUACUCAUGUGGGACGUAUUCUCAAGUGCUGUCAACCACCUAUCGACAUGUGGAAUAUUUCAAUGGCUACAGGCCAAAUUUGCUAUUAUUGAGGACUUAAGUGAUUUUGGUGAUACCAGCCAAACAGUGUUGGAGCUGACUCGUCAGCGCGAAUUCUAUCGCAUGGCCAGUACCAGGAUACACAUCUUUGAAAAUCUUGUAAGUACACGAGGUGCUCAAUGCUUUGAUCCACGAGAUAAGAUUUAUGGGCUUCUUGGAGUAUGCAGAGAUGCAGACAGAUUUGAUAUCAGGUACACUGAUUUUACUGAGCACCAACUCUACCACGAGGUAGCUAUACGAGCUUUAACCGGAGACUUACAAACUCUUACUCCGAGCCGGUUCUUUAAAUCCAUAGACCAUGAGUCUCUUGAUCUACCAUCCUGGGUGCCUGAUUGGAGAAAGCGCCGACAAACGAAUGAACUUGGGAUCUACAAUACCAACGGGUCUUUCAAGAUUAAAUUGAACAGAGUAUAUGUUACAAUUAACAAUGAAUCUAGGAACGAGCUUCGAAUGCGAGGGAUUUCAUUUGAUUCUCUAAUCAAAACCAGCGUAACGAUCACACAUCCCGAUCUUACUUAUCUCAACCCACACGCCGACAACAAAAGUCUCUUAGAACUUUGGACUUUCGUCUCCAAACUAGAACAUUAUCCAAAUUCUCAUACAGUCUUCUAUGCUUUUUGGCAAACCCUCGUAGGGAGUAAGACCGACUCCGGAAAGCUCCCAUGUCCAGAUUCCUUUGCCGAAAUUAUCAGUCUCCUCCUCGAUGCGUCUACGGGUCAAUCUCCAUCGCUAUCAGGCCAAACUUAUUCACCGCGACAGCAAAAGCCCCAUGGAAAGGGCAGGCUAGAACUAGGCAGUCUCGCACAGAGAGUGCCAGGGCAAACAUUCGAGGAGGUGCGGGAGGCCAUGAAAUUUGUGCUCAAGAAUCGUAAGUUGGGAAUCACGGGAAAGGGAUAUUUUGGAUUAUUCCCCCGUUAUGCGGAAAAAGGUGAUAUGAUAUAUGUGAUGGAUGGCUGUGAUGUCCCAUAUUUGCUAAGAGAGGCUGAUGGGGAGGGUAGGUUUAGGUUGGUGGGUGAAUGCUAUGUUUUUGGGAUAAUGGAUGGAGAGGCUGUUAAGGGAGAGAAAGUUGCUUUUGAGGAAACUAUCCUGAUUUAGAUCUGAGAUGGGAUGGUUAUGAGGAUACUCUGAGCCAAUCGCUGCUCUCCAAACAUUGUGUGAAAUCCUGAAGUUCGCCGACAUUCUACUCAGCUAUAUGUAGAGCCUUAUAAUGAACUUGAAUUAUUUGCA
Molecule: messenger RNA, 2344 nt
Organism: Botrytis cinerea B05.10
Lineage: Eukaryota; Fungi; Ascomycota; Leotiomycetes; Helotiales; Sclerotiniaceae
Exons: 1
Coding region: 101-2212 (703 amino acids)
Source: RefSeq, a predicted model, not a curated record